AUGCCAAUUUACCACAUCGUGCUCUUCAAACUCAAGCCCGGGGUCACGCCCGCGCAGCUGGACGCCUGGGGUGCCAAGGCUAAAGGCAUGGUCGGGCAGAUCCCAGGUUUGAAGAAAUUGGAAGUGAACACGCCGCUACCGUCCACGGCCAGCAGAGGCCAGGGGUUUAAUAUGGGUUUGGUGGCCAUUUUGGAGAAAGCAGAGGAUGUGAAAGUUUAUGCUGAGCAUCCCGCUCACUUAGAGGUCCAUAAGUUCAGGGAGGAGUUAGCCGACGAUACCCUGGCCUACGAUCUGGAGUAUCGAGAUUGA
Molecule: messenger RNA, 309 nt
Organism: Cladophialophora carrionii CBS 160.54
Lineage: Eukaryota; Fungi; Ascomycota; Eurotiomycetes; Chaetothyriales; Herpotrichiellaceae
Exons: 3
Coding region: 1-309 (102 amino acids)
Source: RefSeq, a predicted model, not a curated record